AUGAAGAUCUACGCUACUCUUUCCGCCCUUCUCACCGGCUUCGUUGCGACCGGCUCUACUGCCGCUGUUGGUAACCCCCAGGGCGGCCACGUUGAGCUCAUGUCCCUUGAAGGAGGCUUCGCGUCGAGCUGUGAGAACUUUGAGAUCACCAAUCGCCGCAUUCCCAACCAGAGAAUCUACUCUAUUAACGCCGUUUGCCCCGACCCUAACGGUGUCAAGUACAAGACCAGCAUCCAGCUCAACCGCUGCCUGAAGAACCAGGACGGCAAGCUGGCCUGGGCCGAGAUUGGCCACUUUGACGACUCUUGCGAGGGUUGCUCCCUUCAGAAGAUCAACAAGAAUGAGGUCGAACUUCGCUGCAUCUGCCCUGAGCGCUGGGACAAGCCCAUGAUGUUCACCUCCAUCAAUCUCAACGAAAACAUCCGCAACCAGGGUGCUACUCUUUGGUGCUUCAACCAGAUCGGCACCCGCGAAGCCUAA
Colletotrichum truncatum is the source of this 480-nucleotide messenger RNA. RefSeq lists its product as uncharacterized. NCBI's taxonomy places the organism in Eukaryota, Fungi, Ascomycota, Sordariomycetes, Glomerellales, Glomerellaceae. The record is from RefSeq and is a predicted model, not a curated record.